AUGUUUUGCCGACCGCGUCCAAUGCACAUGUCGGUGGGGGGCCGCAUACCGAGGCGGACGGUGGCCGCGGCGUUUUCGGUUGGAUUUUCGGGCACCACCACCACCACAACAACAACAACCGCCCACCGUCGUUGUUACCGAACGGACUUCUUCAGCAGUGAAGUCGCGGAAGGGCGAGCGGCCACGAGAGAUUUUUCUCCUCCUCCUGUUCCUUCUCCUCCUGCUCCUCCUGCCCCACCGAUAGAUGCGGCUACCCUCGCCGCAAUGCUCGACGAUGUCAGUCCGGAGGUGGCGGCGAUGAAGGCACCGUUAGCCUCAUCGGCGAGAGGGAAAAACGCCUCUGCGACAUCCAAAGUUUUUCUGAGUGAUAUUGUUCCUGACGCGCAGGAGCUUAAUACGGUGGUUGCAGAGGAAGCGAUUGAGGAAGAAUGUGCAAUUCUGCUGCAGCCAGAGCGCCCGGAAAUGGAAAGCCAAUACGAGCGCGGGUUAUCCAAAACGGAGGAGGUUGCCACAGAGACACCUGCGUCAGCGAGUUGGGUGACCAAAAUGAACUCUUCAUGCAGUUACCUCUCUCGACAGGAUGCUCUUUACUUGGCGGCACCAACCCCAUUGGACGCACGGAUGCCAGUUGUUUCCACACCAGCUUCUUCAUCGUGUGUUAUGGUCGUUUUUGCCGCGAAUGACAUGCGUGUCCAUGACAACUAUACAUUGGCGUUAGCAGCCGUACGGGCAGAAGCGGCAGGUGGCCUACCAGUUAUAGCCGUCGCUGUCAUCGACUACCGCACCUUUGCACAGCCGAGUGCUGUUGGCGGGUACUUUCGGCAGAGCCCCAUGCGGGCGCGUUUUUUUCUUGAGUCCCUUGCAAAGUUGCGGGCGACGAUAGAAGAGGAAUUACAUGUGCCGCUUCUUAUUCGCUGUGGACGGCCCGAAGAACACGUCCCACGUCUCGCAGUAGAGUGCGGUGCGACCGAUGUUUUCAUGACAACGCAGUAUGCCCCACAUGAGAAGAAUGUUCAUGACACCAUCGUGGAGUCGAUUAAACGCCGCAAGUGGGUCAGCCGCGAUGUCGCCUCAGGCCUGAAGCUAACAACACAUGACGCUGCCGUAUCCCAUCCAUACGGCAACUGCAACGGGGAUAGGGAGGCGGUAACAGCUGCAGUGUCUCCUGUCCCACACAGCGUAUGGCAGACAACCC
Trypanosoma cruzi is the source of this 1195-nucleotide messenger RNA. RefSeq names its product DNA photolyase, putative. The annotation marks the transcript as partial. Gene Ontology annotation, biological process: photoreactive repair. The transcript has a single exon. NCBI's taxonomy places the organism in Eukaryota, Euglenozoa, Kinetoplastea, Trypanosomatida, Trypanosomatidae. Gene Ontology annotation, molecular function: FAD binding; DNA binding. The record is from RefSeq and is a predicted model, not a curated record.